Messenger RNA from Morone saxatilis (striped sea-bass), 347 nucleotides. Its product is annotated as androgen-induced gene 1 protein-like. Bases 168 to 332 code for a protein of 54 amino acids. Gene Ontology annotation, cellular component: membrane; endomembrane system. Lineage: Eukaryota; Metazoa; Chordata; Actinopteri; Moronidae. The transcript has a single exon. The record is from RefSeq and is a predicted model, not a curated record.
AGCAGUAGACGGACAGUGGGGGAGCAGGAGAGGCGCAGACACAGGGAGGGAGGUUAAGGCAGGUAAAAGCUGGAUUGCAGACGAACAGAGAGACACAGGUAGAGAGGCAGGUGCAGAGAAAUAAAGGCAACACAAGUAAACAAAGACAGAGAGACAGAGAGAGCAUCAUGGCGCUGAUCCCCUCGCAGGUCCUCCGGGUCGCCAUCCUGCUGUCUUAUUUCUCCAUCCUCUGCCACUACAAAGCUUUAGACAUGCCGGCACACCAGACCUACGGAGGCAGCUGGAAGUUUCUGACCUUCAUCGAUCUGGUAGGCUUUAACAUUUCAAUGUGAACCCCGAACAGCCGG